UCCAUGGAAGCUGCAAAGUUUCUGAAGUCAAAGGGCAAAGUUGAAGAGGCCCUGGAGUAUGCCGAGCGCUUGGAUGAUCCACAUUUCAGAGCAGAGUGUCUCAUGAUAAGCAGCAGGAUGAAGCUGCAGAAUAUGUCCAGUCCUACAAUAAAGCAAAACAUCCUGAAGAAUUUAGAAGAAGCUGAAAAGCUCUUCUCUGCUUGUGAAGAUAGCAAUGGGCAGGCAGAAGCUCAGCUGUAUCUUGCCAAGUUGAGAAAAGAUAUUAAGCUCCUGAAAAUCUCUUCUGAUCUUUUCAAGAAAAAUCACAAUAUUGGUGGACAAGUGGAGGUGGUUGAGGUGCUAAUGGAGAUAGUUCCAGAGCUGUUACCCAUACACGUUUUGCCAGUACGGGAUGCUGUAGAAAGUGUUGCCAACUUCCUCCUCAUUGUACCGAAAAGUCCAGUAAAGCACACUCAAACUGAAAGGGCCAUGCUUGACGUCUGUGAGCUGUACUAUGGCAUAGAAAAGGGGGAUAGGGAACAAGUUAGGAAAGUAAAGACCAGUGAAGCUGCCAGGAUUGACCUCCUGCUUACUGAAGAUUUGGAUAAAGAUCAAGUGCCAAAGAAUUUGGUCCAUGAGAAAAUGUGCCAAGAUCUUCUUAAGAAAGUUGGCAAUGGUAUAAACAAGUGCCGUGCUAUGAUGUGGAGCCACAUGAAAAAGCAAGAGAUCUGCCCUGACUUCAUUGCUGGGCAGCCAUGUCAAGAACUUGGAUCAUGUUCUAAACUGAGGCAAGAACCUAAAAGGAAUCAUCUGCUGCACCACUUGGAUAGCAUCCUCAGACUCAUUCAUUUAGAUUCUACAGUAGAAUGGGCAUGUGAGCAGCCUCACAAGGACACCAUCAAAAGGCAGCUUGAAGAUCUGAGGCCCAGAAAAGAGCUUGGUGGAAGGUUUGGCUCUUGCCUGGCUUUGUACAAAUUGCUCUUUCCUGCUCAGGGUCACCACAGGAAUCUCUGCUCUCUUCCUGUUGAAGCUAGGGAAGUGAUGAAUAGGAUUAGAAGCUUGGCUGUAGAAGAUCAGUUAAAGAGAUGGGCCAAGUAUGAGUGGACAAAGUGUCCUCAAGAUCAGUUGUCCAACACAGAUUUGUUCCUGUUGAUCUUCAAUGUACAGCGCCUGCUUAAGGUCAAAAUUGAAGUCUUGAAAGGAAUGCUUACAAAGACUGCUGAUGGCUACUCAGCAGAAGCUAGUAAGAAGGUUGCCCCACAUAAAGUGCCAAAGGACAUUGGUAUGGUCUAUGUAGGAGAAAGGGGGAACAGACACAUGUUCAUCAGUUUGAUGAGCAGGUUUAUCGAUUUCUCCAAAGAGCUCCAUAGCAAACUGGACCCCAUAACUGCCAUGAGAGCACUGGUGCUGAACUUCAUCAGGAAACUUGCAGACCGUGCUACAGAGCCACUGAUGCCUUCUAUUGCCAAUACCGUUUGGAUGAUGGAGCUGGCCACUACCUUAUUCCUCAGCAUGGUAGCUAAAACUACCCCUGGCGUUGUCCUGUGCUUGCCGUCAGGGUACCUGGCUCAGCUGUCUCUCUAUGACUUCAUCAGGGAUGGAGAGUAUGCCAUGUGGAUGAGCCUGACACACUGCACUUGGCCUAGGGAGUGGUACCCCGUCGUUGCUAGGAUGAUGGUUACCAUGGUGAAGAUACUCUGUGGUAAUCACAACCCAAAGUUCAAUGUGAUUGAAGAUGCUUUCUCAUCUGUUGCAUACAUCAGGAGUGGGGAGACAGAACGGACCCUAGUUUUGAUACUUACUCUCUUAUGCAACACCAACCAAGCCUUGCCUCCUGAUUGUGAAGUCCUGAUCCGCAGAUCCUUGAACUCCAUCAGACUUGACAGAGAAAUUUUGCCACAGAGGCUUUACUUGAGGGUUAAGGCAGCAAAAGAGGCAAAUGGGCUUCAGGGUAUUGUAGAAGUACUGCAAGAAGCGCUACGUCAUAGAGACCAGUGUCUGUAUCAAUGCGUGUGGGGUGCAAUUGGUAAAAAGUCCAGCACUGCAAAGGGAUUGGUCAAUCAUCCAGUUAGACCUGCAUCUUUCUUUCCCACAUAUAACAUGCCUCUCACAGAUGUUCAAGCCACAGCAAACAGCUACUCAGAUACAGGAAAGGAAGUAGAAAUCUAUGGGGAAGAGACGGAGGAAUUCGAUGAGCAAGAGAUCUUAGAUGCAGAAAAGUCAGCCAAAAGACUUGAGAUGGAAAAGAAGCUUGUUGUUUGUCUUUUGGUAAUUCGAGCGUGCAGGAAGUUCAAUCAACUGAGACAAGUACCAAGUCAGGCAGCAUCUGCAUCGACCAAAGACAAUCGCCUUCCAAAUCUCAUACAACACAUCACUAUUGAUAACACCAUGUGCGGAUAUUGUGGAGUUUACUUCUCAAGUGCCCCUACAACUCAAGAUUGGGAAGAAGAAAAAGAAGAAAACCAAGCAUCACAGCAGAUGAGAUCAGUUUCUCCCAUCCCAACUGAUGAUACUGCAAGUUCACCCAUGCCCAAUGUUUCACCCCAACCAUAUCUGUAUCAGAGUCAGUUAUCAUGGGAACCUACUAAAAGUACAGACACCCAGUUUGCCUCACUGGAUGAGGCAGGGCACCUGUCAGGUAGUGCACAGCCCACCCACAUCUUCAGCCCAAUGGAAGAGCAAGCCAAGCAGAGAAACAGUCAUGAGAAAACCAGGGACCAUUUUGAGAAAAUGCAGUAUUUUGGAAUAUUCCACACAGUAUAUGUGAAACAAGUAUUACCUCUAUUGCAGAAAUGUGAGGAUUUUGAGCAACAGUUGCCCUGCGAAGAUGAACAUAAUGCAGAAGCUCUUCUUUUCAAGCUGCAUGGACUUGCAAUUUCAAUCAUGCAUCUGAAGAAUACUGUGAACAAUGUGGUUCAACAAAAGACAUGGGGAAGUACUCGAGAAGUUAUUCACCAAGCAGAAGAGGUAGCAAAACAGUUGAGAGCAGGAAUGCCCAUUUUUAAAGAGUGGCAGAGGGAGGCAGAGGUCGAGAAACACAGAAUAGCUGUAGCUCAGGAGAAAGCAGCUGAAGCUAUGGAUGAAGAGAUAGUCAUUGCACAUGAUGAAGAUGAGAACCAGGUGGGCCAUCUCCUGACAGUGGCGGAAGGGCCAGGUGAUCAGAGACAGAUGAAGAAAAAUAAGAGAAAAAUGAAAGGGAAACGCAGCAGGCAGAAUUAGUUUUUUAUUAAGUUCUUUCACGUUUACUACAUGUAUAUACACAUUGUAUUAUGUUAUGCUGAUUGAGACCAUGUUCCAAAGAAAAACUUUUAAGAUUCCGUUUAGAAAUGUGAAAAAAUUCACAAAAGUUUACACUUUUCAGUUUUGAGGAUGAACAGUCACAUGUAUAUGUUAAGUGACAACUAUUAUAUUUUAUUCAUAUUUUGAAGAACAGUUAAAUUGAAAAUAAAGUAAACCUUCGAUCCAAAUAUUUGACCAAAUUACUGAAAAUUCUCCAUAAAAAGUAUUUUAUAUUAUUUGCAGCUACACAAUAUAGUUCAUCUAAAUUUGAUUACUUAAAACAUCUGGUGUAAACACUAAAGUGGCAAUCUUGGUUACUUUGAUCAACAAUAAUUUCAAAAAUAUCUUUCUUCAUUGGAUAAUUAGUAUUUUGCCAGAUCUUACGAUUUUGGUUAAAUCUUUGUCAAAUUUUAACCAGUCAGUUUGUAGCAUAUUGUUUUGAUAGCUUAGAAGUUUCUGUGAAAUGUUAAUGUUUAUGAUUUUAUUUCUUGUAUUCUUGUUGUGUUGGUAAGAAAAGUUAGUUUCAAAAUAAAGUUCAGUUUUACCUUCUA
Molecule: messenger RNA, 3809 nt
Organism: Lingula anatina
Lineage: Eukaryota; Metazoa; Brachiopoda; Lingulata; Lingulida; Lingulidae
Product: TPR and ankyrin repeat-containing protein 1-like
Molecular function (GO): ATP binding; protein binding
Source: RefSeq, a predicted model, not a curated record